Messenger RNA from Aspergillus puulaauensis, 507 nucleotides. Its product is annotated as DUF3237 domain-containing protein. The coding region runs from base 1 to 507 and encodes 168 amino acids. The record is from RefSeq and is a predicted model, not a curated record. NCBI's taxonomy places the organism in Eukaryota, Fungi, Ascomycota, Eurotiomycetes, Eurotiales, Aspergillaceae. The transcript is spliced from 8 exons.
AUGUCUGAAUUCCCCAGUAUCCAGCCCGCUUUCACAAUUAAGAUCGCGCUUGACCCUGCGCUUGCAGUCGGCAGCGCUUCUCGAGGAGCAACCUUACAGGUUAUUCCCUUCUCUAGCGGCACUUUCAAGUCGGCCGAAGGCUUCUCCCCUUCCAUCGAUGCCGAAAUCGUCGGCGUCGGUAAUGACUACAUUCACGCCGACCCAGAUGGUUCGCGUCUGCGCCUGGACGCUCACGGGACUAUCAAGACCCAGGAUGGCGCUCUCAUCUACGUUAACUACACUGGUGUCGUCACAGUGGGCGAUGCCGAGUCUAACAUUCUCACUGGUAAAACUACAGAAGGGGCGACGCCUUUCGGCAACUCUUUCACCCACGUUACGUUCGAGACCGGACAUGAACGCUACAAGGAUCUCGAGAACCGUGUCUUCGUUGGGAAAGGCCGAUUCGUCGCUGAGAAAGAUAAGCCGCUUAGUGUUGAGUACAGAGUUGGCCAGGUUGUGCAUGCGUAA